Molecule: messenger RNA, 2880 nt
Organism: Folsomia candida
Lineage: Eukaryota; Metazoa; Arthropoda; Collembola; Entomobryomorpha; Isotomidae
Exons: 8
Coding region: 628-2118 (496 amino acids)
Source: RefSeq, a predicted model, not a curated record
CACUUUCUUUCUCAGAUGCGUAUUCCACUCUUUUCCGUACUCUCCUCUCUUCUCCCUUUUCAAAAUGUCUUGAAAAACUCUCAGAAACUUAUUUUUUUACACAAUACGUAAAACUUGAACCCUUUCUAACUCUUCCUCAUUAACUUGCACACUUUCUUACUCAAGGAAAUCGAAAUCUCAAGUUUCCACGAGAAAAGAAACAAUAAUUUUUAAUUGUUUAGGAAAAAGGCAAAUAUUCUCUGUCCUCGUGUGUCGUGGGGAACUAAUAGUCAUUAAAAGACGACGUAUUAUAUAAUUUGAGGUUGUUUUGCGUAUUGAGGUGAAUCAAGAGUCAAGAGUGGCUGCUGAAUUGUUAUCGCAGCAAGUCGUGGAUCAAUUAAUGGGAUAGUAGCCAAUUUCGGGCAACGGGCAAUGGAACAUUUCCAAUUUCUUGGUUGGCCGUCGUAAUUUCAAAGAAGCAAACAAAAAAUUCCUUCGAUAUCCUCGUGUUCUUCGUUACUAGUCAUUAUCACUACUACUAUGAAAGAAUCAAGGGCCAUUAAUCAAUCUGGCCUUCUUCAACAAUAAUAAAAACAUCAAUUUGUGCCAAUCGUAAAAUCGUCGGUAUAAACCAAUCUCUCUUCACCAAUGGUACUUGAAGCUAUGGAGUUUUCUAGGAUUCAAGACGCAACAAUGUUCCUUAACGAUGGAAGAAAUCUUGUAAUGUCUGAUGGUGGUAUGGAUUACGACUUAGUUCCUUUACAAUCAUCGGAGCGACUUCUAAUCCUUGAUGACCAUGGAGUCUUACGAGAAGCUUUCACAGAUGUGUCGUAUUUGCUCUCGCAUAAUUUACCAGCAUAUGUUGACGACACAGAGAUACCGCCUCACGUGUUGGAUCAUAUGUAUGCCAAGAAGCCUAGAGAACCAGGAUCUGAGAUGGCUCCUUCCAAACCUCGUCGAAGGGCGAAGCGUAAAGAACAAAUCGUAGAACAAUUCAUUAUUCCGGACAGUCAACCUCCAGCUCCAAAAAUCAAUAUCAUUAGGCAAAGACUGCCAGCCACGACGGUAUACAAGUCCUUGUCAGCGAGACCUAAGAUACUACACGGUUCUAAGAAAAACAGUCCUGGAAUUUCAAAUCCACCUACCAUCCCUGUCAAAGGAAAAACCAGUCCUUCGAAGCAAAACACACACAUAGGCAGAGGGAAAGUAAAAGAAGACCCUUCGAAAACAAUGUACGCUUCCUUCGAUGAUGUGAACAAGCUAUUUAAUUCAAGAACUUUGCUUGGGAGUUCAAACAAAUAUGGGAAAGAUCAAGGGGGCGGUGGCAGUAAAUUAAGUAAAUCUAAUUCGUCUAAGAAUGUCCCAAAUUCAAAUACAAUCAUUAUGGAUGAUCUCCAGCGAGAUGGUGCUGCAUACGACGACGAAAUGUUGUUUGAUUUCGGAAUAGCCGAAGAUGAUGAAGCAAUUACUUGCACGUUGGGCACUGAGGGGUUUAGUGACGGAGAGUUUGAUGAAUUUAGUAUGGAUAAUGUUUACAAUAAUUCAAAUCAAAGUAGCUUAAAUCCUCCUUCUGGUCCUCCUUCUGGUCUUUCCCCAAAGUCCCCUUCGGGCAUGCUGCUUAAUCAACGUCCUCAACUGGAAACUUCACAGUUACCUCCGGAAAUUUCAGAUGAUGACGAUUCGAACCAAAUUAUGGUGUCCAUUCACAAUAGGAAACCUUCUCAAGACUGGGAUACUGUACAACUCUUUGAACAGGCCAUCAAACACGAAUCCGACAUUUCUCAGUCUUCGAGUGAUUUGUGUGUAGAACCACCGAUAACGACCAAAGUAGAAAGUGUUUCUUCUCCUUUGUGCGAAGAUCCAAAAAACGUAACUUUAAUAGAAUCUAAAAUAACUUUAGAAGAUCCGCAAGAUGAAAUCCAUACGGAGGAUGUUAAGGACUUGAAUUUUUUGUUUGAAAAUAAGCCUGCAGCUGCAGAUUUUUCAAAAGACUCGUCACCCAAUCCAAAUUCAGUUACGACUGCAAUUCAAUGUUCUCCUACUCGUCGCUCCUCUCGAGUUGUCAAAACUCCAGCGUGGUUAGUUGAUAGCGAUAAAAUUCCAUUUGCAAAGCGACAACGCAAAAAAAGUUCAACGUAAUGUCACUAUGACACAGCUAUUUACACGAAAAAUUUCGCUUCACUUGAUACGAUUUUAUAUUCAGAGGGGCAAUUAAACAUAAUUGAAGAAAAAAUGUGUGUGGUAGUUAGAAGUAGUGAGGAUAGUGCAUACAUAAGGUGCACCAAUGAAUGAAAAUGUUAUUAUUUUUGUUUAGCCAAUUUUGUCGUAGUUUGUUGGUUGUAGUUUAAAAUCCUAAAAAAGUAUAAACUUCAGGUAAAAGAGAAUCAAACUUGUUGGUCAAAGAAAUUUAUGUUAGACUGAUUUAUGGUAUCUCAACGUCUUUAAGAUGUUUGCUUUACUAUUUGAAACAUAGUUGAAAAACUUUAAAGUAAAAAUGAGGUGAGCACUUCUCAAAGUUCUUCUACAUUAUCCGUGAACACGGAUAUAUUUAACAUUAUAUAUAAUGGGCGCUCUCAAACAUCAGCACCUCUGACUUAAAACAAUUCACAAGCAUGCUUGUGAUUAGAUUGUAACACAUACAUAUGCCCAACCAAGUAAAAGAAGAAGAUCAAGAUAUUCAUCUGUAGUCGUUUUAGCCCCGUUAUUUCGUUUCUAUUGUUGCCAGCCUUAUAAUAAAAUAUUGUUAUUAUACUUACAUACAUAUUAUGUAUAUCUACUAAAUACAUACACUGAAGGAAACUAUUGAUAAUUUAUCACACGCAAUCAUGAGAAUGUUGUUGAAUUCAAGAGCUGGAAUAAAAAAAGAUGCGUAACAAUUUUUGUUACCUGACUUACUGUGUA